GUUUCGAAAUGCUAACAUAAAAUAUUCUUAAUUUAAAUUUUCUUCCUCGGCUUCUGAUAGAGCUUGCAGGAUAAAAAACAAAUUUCCAACAGUUGAUUUCUUCCGUGAAAAUCCAUUUAUUACAAAUCCUGCCCAAAAUCAUGAUAAGAUGUUUUUCACACCCGUCCGAAUAAAGUAACCCCUCACCCCUCUUAAAAUGAGAGACAUGGACUCGUUCAGCCAGCGAUUCGGUCGAAGAGGAGUUUCAACCAGAGAUCCUAGAGUUCUUCUCCCGAAAACACCUCUCUUCCGAAUUCUAACGUCGGAAUUCUCUCAUCUCUCUCUGAAGAAGGAAAUUUUUUCCUGAAAACAGGAGAGAGAGAAAAGUUUUCUUCAGAAAAUUUAAUUCCCGGAGCUUCGUGCAAAAGGAGUUCGUGGAAUUUUUAUCGUGCUCUUACUCUCCUAUUGUUUAAACUGUCUUCAGAAGUCAUUGCUUGGAAAAUUGGAAUUUAGUUAGUGCGGUAGUUCUUGAACAGGAAAAUUAUAAAAGGGAAAUAAAAAGAACCUUCUUCGUUAUGUUCUUAUUUUGCAGGAAAAGAAAUUUUCUUUUAGUGUUGAUGUGAGGUAUUAUUUUUGGGAGUUUUCAAACAAAAGGCAUCAUGAUACUUUCAGUGGUUUUGAAAGGAUUAUUUAUUGUUUCUUUUCUUUGUUUAACCUCAUUUGCAAUGGAUUCAAUUAGUGGUGUCCCCAUUCAUUUCGCUGUUGCUGGAGAAAAAGCCGCCAUUCCCUGCAAUAUAUCCACUCCCUUAUCAGAUGAUCAAGUAUCUUUAAUUUUAUGGUACCGUGUUGAUAUGCCAAAUCCUAUUUAUACAUUAGAUAUCCGUAAAAGGACUAUAAAAGAGGCCAAACAUUUUCCAAGUCCUGAAAUUAAGGAUCGUUCUUAUUUUAAUAUGAAUAUACAUCCCCCAACACUUUAUCUUGAACCAGCCAGAGUAGAAGACGAAGCAGACUACAAAUGCAGAGUGGAUCUUCGUAGGUCUAGAACUUUGAUACUGCACACGAGGCUUAACAUAAUUGUUCCCCCAGGUGAUCCAUAUAUAAUGGAUGAACAUGGGCAGCGAUUGAGAGAUAUCAUCGGACCUUAUGAUGAAGGAGCUUUCUUGACCUUAGCAUGCGAAGUUGAUGGUGGUGAUCCGUCACCAGAAGUGACUUGGUGGCGCGGAACGACCCUUUUAGAUGACAGUUUCAACGUCACUCCCCAGGGGUUCGUUCGAAAUGAAUUGUUCCUUUUUGAACUUAGAAGAUCUGAUUUGUUAGCAGAAUACACAUGUCAAGCAACCAACACUAACUUAACUCGACCAAGAACUUCAGCGGUUCGGAUUGACAUUAAUUUAAGACCACUGGAAGUAAAAAUAGCUGCUCCUCAUUAUCCUUUGAAUGCAGGGAAUCGGAAGCAAAUUAUAUGUGAAACAACAGGGUCAAGGCCUCGAGCAGCGUUAUCAUGGUGGCUUGAUGGCAAAAAAAUUGGUGCAGGAACCACUGACACAGUUUCAGAUGGUGGUAACCUUACUGUUAGUACCCUUCAUUUCGUACCGACACCAGACGAUAAUAACAAAAUCCUCUCUUGUCGUGCAGAAAAUUCAGCAUUGCCAAAUUCAGCAAUCGAAGAUGAAUGGGUUGUUAGAGUACAUUAUGCACCAAUAAUUAACUUGGCAUUUGGAGCUUCGAUCAGCUUAUCGAACAUUAAGGAAGGGAGUGAUGUUUAUCUGGAAUGCAAUAUUCGAGCGAAUCCCUGGGUGAAUGAUGUGACGUGGCAAUUCGAAGAUCAUUAUGUUCAAAGUAACAAGUCCGCUGGUGUCAUCAUAAGCAACCAGACAUUAGUCCUGCAGAGUGUUAGAAGAGAGCAUAGAGGCAGAUAUCGAUGUCUAGCCGGAAACUCUGAAGGACAGAGCGUCAGCGAUUAUUUGCACCUACUGGUGCAAUAUGCUCCUGUUUGCAAACUGUCCGAUCCCAAAGUGUAUGGCGUAGCUCGGACGGAAGUAGUGAACGUGACUUGCGAGGUGGAAGCAGAUCCACCAGACGUGAACUUCCGAUGGGCACUCAACAACACCCUUGAAGUUGUCAAUCUCCAGAAGUGGUGGAGUGAAGGUUCAAGGAGUGUGCUUAGUUAUACACCCAAAACCCUGGCAGGAUAUGGUCUCCUUCUGUGUUGGGGAAGUAAUGGUAUUGGUGGACAGAGAGAACCCUGUGUUGCAAAAAUUAUACCAGCCGGAGCACCUGAGUCUCCUAGAGAAUGUUCUGUUACCAACCAGUCCUCCCAAUCUCUUUCUGUGGAAUGUGAGCCUGGAUACGAUGGAGGCUUGACUCAGACAUUUCACCUUGAACUUUAUAAUUCAGUUGUAGAACACUUAGCUGCUAACUUAACAAUGAUGGAUACACCAGCAUUUAAAGUUUCUGGAUUACCCUCAGGCACAGCAUUUGUUCUUGUUCUUUAUGCGUCCAAUGGAAAAGGGAAAAGCAAUUCAGUGGCACUUAUGGCAUCAACAUUGCCUCCGCCAGAAAGAAGGACAGCAGAGGAAGAAAUGACUGCAGUGAACCCAAUUUUAGGAAUACUAAUUGGAGCUGUGGCUGUUUUGGUUCUCAUAGCUGUUAUUGUUAUAAUCAUUGUUCGAGUUCAAACAUCCAAGGGCAGUUCUAAAGAAACUCCUUCUCAAGAAGAAUCAAACAGGUGUGAAACUCCACUAAAGAAGGAAUUGGAAGACAGCCAAGACACCAGCGAGAAGGGACCAGACAUCAUUCCUUUCGCCAACGAUACAGAAGUCUACUUCACUGGUGGCUCCACAGAACAGCUGCGACAUAUCCGAUCAAUACAGAAGCUGUCUGCGUCUCCAACAGAAUUCAGAGAAAGACCUUUGGAUACCAGAUUAUAGCCUAAGUUGAGGGAUAAAACUAAUCUCUCACUCGAUGGCUUUCAAGGAUAUCUUACACACUCUUCAUCCAGUCCAUCCAUUGAAGAAUUUACUGUGCGAGUAUUUUUGUGAUGAUGAUGCUGCAUUUGCCCAAAAAACUUACUCCAUUAAAUUUGGUCGGGUGCAAGUGUGACUGUGUGAAUGUUCAAAGAAAAUUCUCCUGGAAUGGAAUAUUCUUGUAAUUUUGCUGUGAUAUUAAAAAUAAUAUUAAAACAUUUCAGAAAAAGUUGUCAUUUCAUCGAACACUGAAGACUUUAAUCGAACAGAAUUCAUUUAAGCAGAAAUCAACAUUCCAAAAUAGCUGUAAGCAUCCUGUCAUUUAACAAAAUUAAACAACUUUUAUAUAUUUUUACUCCAUGUUAAAAUGUUGAAUGAAUGGCAUUAUUCUUAAAAGCUGAUAAGGAAGCAGUUUUGAGAAGCAGAAUUGGGUUAUAAUUUUAAAUGAAUCAUAAUAAGUAUGGAUAACACUGAAAAAAAUUUGAUUUGUACGGAAAUGUUGCAGACCUACUUAUUCUACCUACAGACUAAAAAAUCUACCGAUGCAUAUGAACAGGAUUGGUAUGGAAAUUUACUUGCAAAAUGUUUAUACACGAUGUGGUUUUUUUAAAAUUAUUUUUUUGAUUUUUUUCUUUAUCUUUUCAUUAUUUUAUUACGUAACUUAAAUUUUAGUAAGUGCAAAAGUACUGCUGUGAAGAAGAUUUGACUCAUUCAAUAAUUUGAGGAAGUCCAAAUAAUAGAUCUGUGCUGCUUAUGAUUUUAUGUGCUCUCUAAUUGUAUGUGUGUAUAAUAUAAUUUGAUGUAUAUUAUAAGGAAUCAAUCCUUCCAUAAAUGUCAGAGAUUCGUAAGUACUAAGCCUAGAAAAUAACUAAUUUAUAGUCGUGACAUUUGGUUUGUUUAUUUGGAUACAGAAAGGAAGGAAAACACUUUUGACAUUUUAUUUUUAUUUUAGAACCUUUUGAUACAUUGAAUGUUAACAUUUGAAAUAGAAGUUAAGCAAAUAUUGACAUACUUUCUUUCACCUUUCAGUUAAGUUCUUUCAUCUUUCAGUUCAUCCUAAAGAUUAAGAUAUGAUGAGCAUAGUCUGAUUAAGGUUUAAUAGAAUUAAAAUAUACUGCUUACGUUUUAUAAUGUAUGAUGUUGAUUAAUGAAGUAUUAUGCUGUCUAAGAUAAAUUACGUUUAAGUAACUUGGAUUUAAAGAAAAGAAACUCUAUUUUAUUUGAAAUCUCUAAAUUUAAAAUGUUUGAUUUAGAAACUUGAAAAAAAACAAUCAUAAAAUCCAAACAUUUCGUUCAAUUUACUGACAAAUAUUUUCCAUUCCAAUAGUUUUUCAGUUAAAGUUCUUUAAGUUGCAUAGGCUUUAAAAAUACUGUAACGAAUCCACCAUUUUAUACGUAAAAGUAAAUGAUCAUGAAACUAUUUUUUCUUCCAAAAAUGUUUAUUUCAUUUUUGAAUUAUGCAUAAAUGCUAAACGAAAUCAAACAAUCACUUUUUUGCUCUUACAAAAUUUUUUUUAAAGCAGUAGCAUUUUCCAAAAAAAAAUUUUUGUUAAUUUUAACAUGUAUUAAUUUUAAAAAUUAAUUGGAAUAUUUUAAACAUAAUUUUCUUUUCAAUUCAAUGAAAUAAGAUAAUUACCAAGCAUCUGAAAAUGGCUAGGAAUUGUAAAUUGAAGCAAUAUAUUUCUAGAUCUGCUUUAAUAUUAAAAUUUCAGUUUUGAAAACCGAGAAGUAAAGAAAAACCAACUCGAGUAGUUUUAACACCAGUUAAUUGCAUAGACAUUAGUUUAUAUGUAUUUUCUUUGUAAUUAUGCACUGUUUCUUUCAAAAAUUUUGAAGAAUGAAAUUAAAAAUACUUUAUCUGAUCCUAGAAAUUAAAUAUUGGUACCGUUAAGAAGGAAAAAAAAUUCUCAAAAUGUCAUGGCUGGUCAUAUACAUUAUAUCACCAAUUGCUCAUAGAAAUACUUUAAUGGUAUUAUUGUUACAUAUAUAAAUCUAUAUUUAACGCUUCCUGUUUAAAAACAAAUUGUUUGGAAAAUCUAUUUGUACUGUUCCUAUUGAAAGUGUAUUUGCUACCAGUAAAAGAAAAUAUAUUUUUGUAAUAAAACAAAGUUUCUCCUGUA
Parasteatoda tepidariorum (common house spider) is the source of this 5065-nucleotide messenger RNA. Its product is annotated as synaptogenesis protein syg-2. Lineage: Eukaryota; Metazoa; Arthropoda; Arachnida; Araneae; Theridiidae. The record is from RefSeq and is a predicted model, not a curated record. Gene Ontology annotation, molecular function: protein binding.